Molecule: messenger RNA, 1413 nt
Organism: Pocillopora damicornis (cauliflower coral)
Lineage: Eukaryota; Metazoa; Cnidaria; Anthozoa; Scleractinia; Pocilloporidae
Source: RefSeq, a predicted model, not a curated record
AAGUACUGAUCAAAAGAUGUGUACUCACUCGAAAUACCGAAAUAGGACAGCCCACAAUCAUGCCAUUUCGGGUUUUUAUUAUACAUUUCCGCUUUAAGCUGGCAGAAAUUCAAAAGCUAGCGCAUAAAAACUUCAAGCAGUGCCAAAACAAAAAAGACUGAGAUUUGUCGGUGAAACCCUGCCUGAAAAUCAUAGGGAAGUGAAUUACUGAAUUAUAUUAAACACGUUGAAAAAAAACGACGGGAUGACUUAUCAACCAGUUUUUGAAGUAAUAUGGCGCCAUUUCUUGUGGAAAAAAUUUAUACAGACGAAAGAACAGGGGCGUACCAAGAUGUAAGUGUUUGGAGGGCUCGAUUGGAUUCCAUCCCUGAAGGUGUGUUUAUGAUCGGGGACGUUGCAUUUGGAGCGUUUACUUCCAGUUUUCCACGAAACGCUGUGGUUCUGGUGAAGCCCUUGAUCAAGUAUGACCAUCUUGGUGAAAUCAUCAAACCGCCAUCUUCCUACGAGGAAAUUUGGACCGACGAGGGCUCCGGGGGUAGACAAGACGGCUCUUUUUGGCGAGUACAUGCUCCUCCAGGCUUUGUGGCCCUAGGCGAUGUGGCUUGCAAUAACUGGUCUCAGCCGACCCCUGAAUUUACCGCCAAGUAUGCCUGCAUCCGACAAGAUUUACUUUCUGCUGAUGCUGAACUGUCUUCCACAGCUUUAUGGAACGACAGUGGCUCCGGAGCAAAGUGACAUGUUUCACUCUGGCCCGUGCAAGGUUAUUACCAGCCAACUGGAUGUUUUAAAGCCCAUAGAGCAUACAACAAACCAUCUUUGGAAGUGUACACGCUACCAAUUGCCAAGAUAUACAGUAAGGAAUGCUCCAAUAACUAACAGUUGAAGAAGUAAAAUUAUUGACGUCACUAAAGAUUCUGAAUCUUGUAUAGGUCUUCGUUAAAUCUCGUUGAUUACGCAUGUAUCUGCAAUAAUGUGUCAGAAGAACCGACUGCAAUUAACGCUUAAAAGAAUCAUAGAAGCUGUAUUACUGUAUAAAAGCAUGUGAUUAUAGAUAAAAUAAAUAUGACUACAGUUUCUUCUCAAGAACAUCGAAUUUGUCGACGCUUUGUAGUCUUUCGAAUUUGUUAAAAACUUGUGUGAGCACGGAAACCAUUAGCGUCAUUUAAUGUUCGCUUUGGAUAUACAGUUCGUUAAAAUCUUCUUAAUUUCACAGUGAAGAGUUUCAUAGCACUCUAGUAUUCAGCUACUACAUCAUAGCAUCACAAACGAAGCCAUUUUUACCUUGAAUUUGAAGCUGAUCGCUCGCUACUAACUGCAUGAAUCAGUGUAAUGUAAGCUAAAACCCUAAGUGUGCUCACUGAGACAUCAAUAAACCAAACACAGACCUUUUUAAGAAUAUAACCAGACUCGUAU